CCACGCCUUCACCAUCCACUUCAGUCUGUAGAUCCCGUGACUCUCAGAAAAUUUUUUACGGCGAAAUUAAUACGACGAAUGUUACUAUCCAAAUCUCACCGAAUCUCCACCAUAAUGCCUCUCCGGAAAUCCAUAAAACCCCCCUCCUCUAACCCCUCAACCUCAAAGCGCUCCAAAUUCCUCUUCAUCUCCAUGGCUUCUCUCUUCACUCUUACCCUCCUCCUCUACCUCUCUCUCUCCUCUGCAACCCACCAUGACCACUCCAAACCCCCACAUUUCAACCAAACCCAGAAACCAAAACCAUCGCUUACAGCAACCCCAUCCGAGAUCCAACAAGCCUGCAAAGCCACUCGUUACCCGGACACCUGCGCAACCACCGUAUCUCAGUCAUCCAAUCUUCCCCAGAAUCCAAAACCCAUCGAUAUCAUCCAAUCAGCCAUCUCCGUCUCCACCCAGAACCUCCAAACCGCUCUGUCAAUGGCCAAAGCCAUCCUCGACUCCUCCACCGGCAACCCAAACCGGUCCACGGCGGCGAAGAACUGCUUGGAGCUACUAACUUACUCGGAAUACCGCAUUUCUUCCACAGUCGACGUUCUUCCACGUGGCAGGAUCAAGGACGCCCGGGCUUGGAUGAGCGCGGCCCUUCUCUACCAGUACGACUGCUGGUCCGCCCUCAAAUACGUCAACGAUACGUCAAAGGUCAAUGAAACGAUGGCUUUCGUGGAUUCGUUGAUUGGGUUUACCAGCAACGCUCUCAGCAUGAUCGUCUCGUAUGAUCUGUUCGGAAACGAACUGGGUUCCUGGAGACCGCCGAUGACGGAGCGGUCCGGAUUUUGGGAGGACGGUUCGAUCGGUGGGACCGAUCUUGGGUUCAAAGGCGGUUUUCCAUCAGGAUUGACGCCGGAUGUCACGGUCUGCAAGGAGGAGGGAACGGGGUGUUAUAAGACGGUUCAAUCGGCGGUUGACGCGGCGCCAGAUAACCCGGGGAUGCGCAGGUUUGUGAUCCGGAUCAAAGAAGGGGUCUACCAGGAGACCGUUAGGGUUCCGUUUCAGAAGAAGAACGUGGUAUUUUUGGGUGAUGGUAUGGGCAAAACCGUCAUCACAGGUUCGUUGAAUGUGGGCCAGCCCGGUCUUUCCACCUACAACACCGCAACAGUCGGAAUUGCUGGGGACGGGUUCAUGGCUCGGGACAUUACAUUUGAAAACACGGCAGGGCCGGACGCGCACCAAGCCGUGGCGUUCCGGUCCGAUAGCGACCUCUCUGUGGUUGAGAAUUGUGAAUUCUUGGGCAAUCAGGAUACACUCUACGCCCAUUCCCUUCGCCAAUUCUACAAAUCAUGUCGAAUCCAAGGCAAUGUUGAUUUCAUUUUUGGAAACUCGGCCUCAGUCUUCCAAGACUGCCUCAUCCUGGUCCGGCCACGCCAAGAUACGCGCAAGAAGGGCGAGAACAAUGCCGUGACGGCCCAUGGUCGGACCGACCCGGCUCAAUCGACAGGAUUCGUAUUCCAAAAUUGUGUGGUCAACGGUACAGAUGACUAUAUGGCAUUGUACUACAGCAACCCCAAGGUUCACAAGAAUUUCUUGGGUAGGCCAUGGAAGGAAUACUCUAAGACAGUGUUUAUACAUUGUUAUCUAGAGGCUCUUAUCACCCCAGACGGGUGGAUGCCAUGGAGUGGCAACUUUGCAUUGUCAACACUUUACUAUGGUGAAUUCGAAAAUACCGGGCCGGGGGCGAAAACGUCAUCGAGGGUGACAUGGAGUAACCAGAUACCGGCCGAUCAUGUAUUCGCCUAUUCAGUGCAGAAUUUCAUUCAAGGCAACGAGUGGAUACCUACAUCUUCUUGAUGAAUAUAAGUUUGCAAUAGUUUUGCUUUUGAUCAUGUCAACAAAAGAAACCAAGUAGUAGAUUUAUUCCAGGGAAAGUUUGCUUCCCUUCUGUAAUUAUGUUUCUUUUACUCUUGUUUCUUACAUGAAAGAAAAGGGGUUUUCACAAUUCUGAUAAUAGAGAAUCUGAAUUCCCAAAAUCAUGUAUAAAAAUCAAUCAGAUUGCUAGCAUUACAAAGGUGACUACUGGUCUGGUUGCAAUUUCA
Nelumbo nucifera (sacred lotus) is the source of this 2090-nucleotide messenger RNA. Its product is annotated as putative pectinesterase/pectinesterase inhibitor 51. Gene Ontology annotation, biological process: cell wall modification. Lineage: Eukaryota; Viridiplantae; Streptophyta; Magnoliopsida; Proteales; Nelumbonaceae. Gene Ontology annotation, molecular function: enzyme inhibitor activity; pectinesterase activity. The record is from RefSeq and is a predicted model, not a curated record.